This is a messenger RNA of Fraxinus pennsylvanica, 2040 nucleotides long. NCBI's taxonomy places the organism in Eukaryota, Viridiplantae, Streptophyta, Magnoliopsida, Lamiales, Oleaceae. The record is from the annotation of a GenBank genome assembly.
AUGAAAAACCGGGAAAUUCAACUUAGUUUUAAUCUCCUGCUUCUUGCUCUUCUUCCACUUUCUACACUUGCCCGCCCAUUCGUCCUUGUACUCACCCAAGACGACCUCUCCGACCCCGCCGUCACACACAAUCCGUCCUCACCGGGCGACUUCUUCGCCGACUCAUCCGACUUCGACGACUUUCCGGAUUCCGAGUCACUGCCCGACUCCGUUCUCGACCCGGGAUCCUGGUCCCCCAUAUUCGAACCCGAAUCGGAUGAAUCUAAUAACGAGUUGAUUAAUAGUGAGUUGAUCUAUUAUGAUGCGGUGAGGAAGAUGGUGGAAGCGUCGAGUAGGGGUGAAUACAGGCUGAUGGAGGAGGCGGCGUCUGAGAUCGACGCGGCGAGUAUUGGCGGUGACCCGCACGCGCAGUCGGUUAUGGGAUUUUUCUACAAUACUGGGAUGACUAGGGAGAAGAACAAAGCCAAGGCGUUUUUGCAUCACUAUUUCGCUGCGCAGGAUGGGAAUAUGCAGUCCAAGAUGGCGCUUGCUUACACUUACUAUCGCCAAGAAAUGCAUGAUAAAGCAGUGAAGCUGUAUGCUGAAUUGGCGGAAGUAGCUGUGAAUAGUUUUAUUAUCUCAAAGGACUCGCCUAUGAUUGAACCAAUUAGGAUCCACAAUGGUGCAGAGGAGAAUAAGGAAGCUCUGAGGAAGUCCAGAGGAGAGGAAGAUGAAGACUUCCAGAUUCUGGAGUACCAGGCGCAGAAAGGGAAUGCAGGAGCCAUGUAUAAAAUUGGACUAUUCUACUACUUUGGUUUGAGGGGAGUAAGACGCAAUCAUACCAAGGCGCUGGGGUGGUUUUCAAAGGCUGAGGAGAAAGGUGAACCUAGGUCAAUGGAACUUCUUGGAGAGAUAUAUGCAAGGGGAGUAGGGGUCAAAAGGAACUACACCAAGGCACUAGAAUGGCUUACACUUGCAUCAAACCAACAGCUUACUUCUGCUUAUAAUGGAAUGGGGUAUUUAUAUGUAAAGGGCUAUGGAGUGGAAAAGAACUAUACCAAGGGAAAAGAAUACUUUGAGAAGGCUGCCGAAAAUGAAGAAGCUGGUGGGUUUUACAACCUUGGGGUAAUGUAUCUCAAAGGACUUGGGGUGAAGCGGGAUUUAAAGGUAGCAUGCAAUUAUUUUGCACUCGCUACCAAUGCAGGUCAACCGAAAGCAUUCUACCAAUUGGCAAAGAUGUUCCACACAGGUGUGGGGCUCAAGAAGAAUCUUCCCAUGGCAACUGCAUUAUAUAAAUUAGUUGCAGAGCGUGGACCAUGGAGUUCCUUGUCUAGAUGGGCACUAGAAUCAUAUCUGAAAGGUGAUGUCAGCAAGUCAUUCCUUUUGUAUUCAAGGCUGGCAGAGAUGGGGUAUGAGAUUGCACAAAGUAAUGCUGCUUGGAUCCUGGACAAAUACGGGGAACGCUGUGUGUGCAUGGGAGAGUCUGGAAUCUGCACAGAUGCAGAAAGGCACAAGCGUGCUCAUGACUUGUGGUGGCAAGCUUCUGAGCAGGGCAAUGAACAUGCUGCUUUGCUGAUAGGGGAUGCAUAUUACUAUGGUCGGGGUACGGAACGAGAUUAUGAUCGUGCAGCAGAGGCUUAUAUGCAUGCCAAAUCUCAGGCUAAUGCUCAAGCUAUGUUCAACCUGGGGUACAUGCACGAGCACGGAGAAGGGCUACCAUUUGAUCUUCACCUUGCCAAGCGUUACUAUGAUCAAGCCUUAGAAGUUGAUCCUGCAGCAAAGUUGCCUGUAACACUAGCCCUUGCAAGCUUGUGGGUGCGGAAGAACUAUGCCGAUGGUUUCCUGGUUCAUGUAAUCGAUUCACUUCCUGACUUUUACCCAAAAGUGGAGGCAUGGGUGGAAAAUGUUAUUAUGGAGGAAGGAAAUGCAACAAUUCUCACACUCUUCAUCUGCCUACUAACUGUCCUCUACCUUCGUGAGCGACAGCGGAGACAUGGUGCUGCUGCAGCCAUGGUCCCGCCCCACCAACCUGCUGAGCAAGGUGCACCCAUAGUUAAUUGA